Molecule: messenger RNA, 1441 nt
Organism: Notolabrus celidotus (New Zealand spotty)
Lineage: Eukaryota; Metazoa; Chordata; Actinopteri; Labriformes; Labridae
Product: retinol dehydrogenase 13-like
Exons: 7
Coding region: 153-1232 (359 amino acids)
Source: RefSeq, a predicted model, not a curated record
CAAACGAUGACGCCAUCAAUACGCGCAUGUAACCUUGUACAAAAGUAGUGUUGUCAAAUUAUCUGUGGAAACUGGCUAAAACCAUAGACUGUAUAAAAUAGGUUAAAACGUUAAUUCGAUGCUACACUUUGUCGCCGCUACUUUUUCGGAAAAUGAGCAAAUAUAUUUUACCAGUUUCUGUUUUUGGAACAGUGUUUGGAGGCGCAGUUUUGCUGAAGAACCAUGUGACUGGAGGCCGCUGUCCUAGUAAAGCCGUCAUGACUGGAAAGACUGUAGUUAUAACAGGAGCAAACAGAGGCAUCGGGAAAGAAACUGCCCAAGAGCUGGCACAGAGAGGGGGUCGGAUCAUUAUGGGAUGCAGGGAUAUGGAAAAGUGUGAGGAAGCUGCGAAGGAGAUUCGAGGAAAAACGUUGAAUCCUCAUGUUUACGCGUGUCAACUUGAUCUGGCGUCCAUGAAGUCCAUCCGAGAGUUUGCAGAGAAAAUCAAACAACAGGAGCAGCGUGUGGAUGUUCUGAUAAACAAUGCUGGAGUCAUGAGGUGUCCUGCAUGGAAAACAGAAGAUGGCUUUGACAUGCAGUUUGGAGUGAAUCACUUAGGCCACUUUUUGUUGACAAAUCUCCUGUUGGAUAAGUUGAAAGAGUCCGCCCCCAGCAGAGUGAUCAACCUGGCCUCUCUCGCCCACAUUGUUGGACGGAUGGACUUCGAGGACUUGAACUGGGAGAAGAAGAAGUUUGAUACUAAGCAGGCGUACUGUCAGAGCAAGCUUGCCAACGUUCUGUUCACCAGAGAGCUCGCCAAGCGAUUACAAGGCACAGGAGUCACAGUGAACGCUGUACACCCAGGCGUUGUUGCUACGGAUCUCGGGAGGCACACGGGGUUGCACCAAUCACAGUUCUCGAGCUCAGUGCUAAGUCCUUUCUUCACCCUGUUGGUGAAGAGCCCAGAGCUGGGCGCUCAGCCCAGCGUCUACCUUGCUGUUUCUGAAGAGAUGGAAGGAGUGACUGGACAGUACUAUGAUGUGAUGACAGAAAAGGAACCGGCUCCACAGGCCCUGGAUGAGGAGGUGGCUUUGAAGCUGUGGGAGAUCAGCAGCAGGCUGGUGGGUCUAAAGGAGGAGGAGGCUCAGUCUGACAAGACAAACCCCACUGCAGAGGUCCAGACCAAAGCUCCACAGGCAGACCCAGCACAGACACAGAGCACAAGAGCAGCUGUCAGUGCUGUGGGGCUGUAAGUCUGCUCCUGCAUCCUCUGGGCCUGCAGAGGAUCAUGGACCUUAAAAAGCUGAGCUGUCCCAAGCUCAAUGGAAAAAUUAACUGUCUGAGUCUGUGAUUGUGUUGUCUCUAUGACAGCAGCCUUUUGGACAAGAUAUUUGGUUCCUGCAUCAGGAUGUCGAGUCAUAAUUUCUCAAUCUAAACUGCCCAUUAAAUUAUUAAAGAAACA